Molecule: messenger RNA, 1071 nt
Organism: Oryctolagus cuniculus (rabbit)
Lineage: Eukaryota; Metazoa; Chordata; Mammalia; Lagomorpha; Leporidae
Source: RefSeq, a predicted model, not a curated record
AUGCAGGCACGCCACAGCACCAUACAGCCCACAGAGCGUGAAUUUAGGUGCUGCCACUAUGUUGUUUUCUCAGCAGGCUGCGGGCUCCAGGUGCUACCCAACCUUGUAGCAUUGAAAUCCGACCAUCUCUCAGUAGUGAAAUCCAACCAUACAGCUACUCAGUUCACCACCUUUCUGCUGACUGGUGUCCCAGGUUUGGAAGACUUGCAGAUUUGGAUCUCCAUCCCUUUCAGCUUCAUGUACCUCCUGGCUGUGAUCGGCAAUGGCCUGGUCACGGCAGUGGUGGCUCAGGACAGGAGCCUCCAUGAACCCAUGUACUUCCUGGCGAUGCUGGCCCUCAACGAUGUCCUGCUUUGUACUGUCACUGUGCCUCAAAUGCUUCUCAUCUUCUGGAAGGGCCCUUCCCUGGUAACGUUUCCUGCUUGCCUCACUCAGAUGUUUUUUGUCCAUGCUUUGUUCCUCUCUGAAUCUGCUGUUCUAUUGGCCAUGGCGUUUGAUCGCUAUGUGGCUAUCUGUGCACCUCUCCAUUAUGCUACCCUACUUACAAGCUCUCUCAUUGGCAAGGUGGGCCUGGUUCUGGUGGCUCGGAGCGUGGCUGUGGUCACUCCCGGUGUCCUCCUGGUUCUGAGGCUCCACUUCUGCCGGAGCAACCUCAUCCGCCACACCUAUUGUGAGAACAUGGGCAUUGCUAAGUUGGCCUGCAACAGCAUUGCACUUAACAGCAUUUAUGGGCUCACUGCUGCUCUCCUCACCACAGGGCUGGACUUUGUCCUCAUCUCCCUGUCCUACUGGCUUAUCCUGAAAACAGUCUUCCGACUACCUUCUAGGGAAGCCCGGAAAAAGGCCUUUGGAACCUGUGGAGCUCAUUUAUGUGUCAUCUUAUUAUUUUACACUCUAGCCUUCUUUUCCUUCUUUACCCACCACUUUGGGCACCAUGUGCCUGGGCACAUCCUUAUACUCUUGGCAAACCUCUACUUACUGAUGCCACCCACCCUGAACCCCAUUGUCUAUGGGGUAAAGACCAAGGAGAUAAGAGUGCGAGUACUAGGACUCUGUAGCCAACUGAAAUGA